Messenger RNA from Colossoma macropomum (tambaqui), 4360 nucleotides. It is a transcript of the gene plxdc2, whose product is annotated as plexin domain containing 2. The transcript has 14 exons. The record is from RefSeq and is a predicted model, not a curated record. Bases 568 to 2106 code for a protein of 512 amino acids. NCBI's taxonomy places the organism in Eukaryota, Metazoa, Chordata, Actinopteri, Characiformes, Serrasalmidae.
CACUUGACUUGUGGGUUGUUGGUGUAUUUUGUCUCGUACAGCGACCUUUAUUUUGUGCAAAGAGUCUAAACGGAACUUUUAAUUGAAUGAAUGAUUAUUAUAUUAUAUAUUGAUAUUUUAUUGUAUCUUGUUUUCUCGUGGGGAAAUUCUGCCUACCACACAUACUCUCUCAUACUCUCAUACUCUCUCUCUCUCUCUCUCGCCCUCAGUAGGUGGAUGGAUGUGUGUACGCGCGCGCCGUGGCUGAUGUUGUGAAGCGUGUUUUUACAAUCAGUUUCUGGACGCGUGCGCGCGCGCUCAACUGUCUCUCUCUCUCUCUCUCUUUCUCUCUCUCUCUCCCUCGCUCUCUCUCACACGCACGCGCGCGCUCACACACUCUCAGCUCACACUCGAGCGGGUUGGAGGAGCUGCGCCGCGCGACUCUCCGGGACGAAAAGGAGGCUAAACCGAACGGCGUUCUCUCCGUCUUCUCUCUUCUCUUCUCUUCUCCUGCUCCUUCUCUGCUCCUCUUCUCUCACUCGUACGCGCUGGUGCUGGUGGGCUCGCGGGGCUGGAGGAGGUGAGGCGAUGGCGCGCGGGACGGAGCUGCUGCUGCUGGGACUGGCAGUAGUGGUGGGAAGUGUGGAGGUCCAGAGAGAGAGAGAGCACGGUGUUUCCUACACAACGCUUCAGGGCAUGGCACAGGCUGAUGAUGUUACAGUGGAGGUGUUGAGAAGGAGGCGGUGGCUUGUGUCAGAGCCCCGCCCAAUGACCAAUAACAGAGCCAGUCAGGAGAGUGCAGAGGAUUUACCUGGAGUGCUGGACGACAGUGAGGCAGACAACAGCUCCCAGAUAGAGGAGGACACAGACCACAACUACUACACGUCUAAAACCUACGGCCCCAACGACCCCAUGAGCAAAGAAUUAUGGGUAAACAUCGAUCAGAUGGACAAGGAGAAAGUGAAGAUCCACGGAAUCUUGUCCAACACACACAGACAAGCAGCGCGGGUCAACCUGUCGUUUGACUUCCCCUUUUAUGGCCAUUUUCUGAGGGAGAUCACCGUGGCAACAGGCGGCUUCAUCUACACUGGAGACGUCGUACACAGAAUGCUGACGGCCACACAGUACAUCGCACCACUCAUGGCGAACUUUGACCCCAGUCUGUCCCGAAAUUCAACCGUCAUUUACUUCGACAAUGGGACUGCACUGGUGGUUCAGUGGGAUCACGUUCACCUUCAGGAUUCGUACAGUCUGGGCAGCUUCACCUUCCAGGCUACACUGCACAGCGACGGCAGAAUCAUCUUCGCCUACAAGGAGGUUCCAAUUCAAAUCACUAAGAUCAGCUCCGUCAACCAUCCGGUGAAGGUGGGGCUUUCUGACGCCUUUGUGGUGGUCCACAGAAUCCAGCAGAUACCCAAUGUUCGGAGGAAGACCAUCUAUGAGUAUCAUCGUGUGGAGCUGCUCAAGAACAAAAUCACAAACAGCACAGCUGUGGAGAUGAUGCCUUUGCCCACCUGUCUACAGUUCACAAGCUGCUCCACCUGCAUUGCUGCAGAGAUCAACUUCAACUGCAGCUGGUGCCACCGGCUCAACAGAUGUUCCAGUGGCUUUGAUCGCCAUCGGCAGGACUGGGUUGACAACAGCUGCCCAGAUGAGACGAAGGAUAACACGUGUGACAUCAGCACCACUCAGUUCCAGUCCUCCACCGCAGCAGCAGUGACGAAAGCAACCACCAGAAACAGAGCGGCUACAGAGGCAGACUCCACCCAGACCACCUCACACCCCCCCACCAGCGCACCUACCGAAGAUGACACCAAGAUUGCUCUUCAUCUCAAAGACAAUGGAGCUGCGGCAGCAGAGAGUACAGCAGAGCGCGACACACACCCUCUUCACACAGGCCUGAUUCUGGGAAUGCUGCUGCUGAUGCUGGUGAUGAUGGCUGUCGUCCUGGUGACCGUCUACAUUUACCACCGUCCCAGCUCUGCCGCCGGCAUCUUCUUCAUUGAGCGACGGCCCAGCCGGUGGCCUGCGAUGAAGUUCCGCCGUGGUUCAGGUUAUCCAGCAUACGCCGAGGUGGAGCCUGUCGGGCAGGAAAAGGAGGGCUUCAUCGAGUCCGAGCAGUGCUGAGGUCUCAACAUUUGACCUUCCGAGCCCACACACUGCCCUGCUUCCUCUUCAAAUUCACUUGUCCAAUUAACAACUGAAAUUUCCCCGUUUCAUCUUCCCCCCAAAUAUGAAACGACAGUAUGGAGCUAAAAUGGUUCCUGAGGAAGUGACAGAAGCAAUUAGUCCGUUUCAGUAGCGUGAAUAAAAAACGAGCCCCGACUGGAUCAGACGAAGAAGGUUUGGCCCUCAUUUGUGAACUGCAGGCUGGUAUCUGACCUAGGAACCGCACUCCAAGCCUCAAUCCCACUGGAACACAUUCUGAUCUUGGAGCAGAUGAAUGGAGCGCAGUUUGAAGCAUCAUGUUCCAAUCGGAUACGUCUUUUCCUUUCGCCACCGAGGAAAAUCUUUUGACGAUGUCCAAAAACCGCUUUAAAAGGCAAAUCAGAGAUGUACAUCUCCAAUUUAUGGUUAGGAGAACAUAUUUAGAGCUUUCUAUAUCUUUGAAAUGGGGUUCUGGGUGUUAUAUUUUCACAUUGAUGUUUUUUUUUUCCUCUCUCUUUGAUUUCUCAGUUUGUAUUUCAGUUUUUGGAGGAAUAGGUAUGAAGACUUUAGUAUACAGAUUUUCUUGCUUACAUUUUUAAUGCAGUUGCUUACGAAAAAAAAAUAUUGUGCUUUCAAUUUCUGCUACAACUGGGAAAGGUUUGCUUACUGUAACCAAUCCAAUCUGCCAACAGUACAGUACUGCUCAACUUUUCCAUGCCUAGAGCCGAACCAUAUUUUACAUUUUUGCACAGAUCCUUUUAAUGCACAUAUAUUAUUUUUUUAUUUGUUUGGGAGUUCUUUGUGUUACUAAUGCAAAAAGUUACAAGACAGGCGCUUGUGAGAUUGUGUACUUUUGUGUCCUGUGUGUGUAUAAAUGUGUGUGAUCUUAUGUUUGGAUGCAUUUCCUUUUUUCUUUUUUUUCUGAUUUACAUUUUGGACCGACUGCGUUCAUUUGUAAUAUGAGACACUGAUUGGACAUUUUUUGCAUCCUAUUGCAGAUGUUACAGGUUUUGAGACUAAUUUCGCCACUUUGCAUUCAUAUUCAAAGGCUUUAAUGCAAGAUAAUAUCCUGAAACAGACGUGCCAGUGACCACUCCAGUGAGAAUAUAUCUUUGAUAUAUGUCCAUGUGUAACUACGUAUAUACAUAUGUAAUCCUGGCGAUGUUGAAAUAUUAUGUUUCCGAAUUCUAACAGUGUUCUUAUUACACUGCUGGAGUGUUUAUAGGGACUGGAUGAUUGUAAAAGCCCUCAAGAUCAUUUGUGUAGUUUAGGCUUUACUACUUCAAGGUACUAAUGGGGACUGAAUUCCAAUAAUUUUUGCAGUCAUCUUCAAUAGCAAUAUCUUAUUAUAAACUGUAAAGUGACAGUUUUAAUACGUCUCACUUCAUUCAUAUAAUCAACUAUAGUCAUAGCACAUACUACUAAUACAUAUUGAAAUAAUUUGCAAGUGUUUGGGUAUUAUCAAGACCAAAGACCCCGAUGGUAUCGCUGCAUCAGAACUACUGUUUACCUUAUUAUCUUUCUCUGAUACACACACACACACACACACACACACACACACACACACACACACACACACAGACUCUAAUUAUGUCCAGGAAUGAAUAUGAGGGUCUGAAUUACAUAAAAUAAAACAGAAGAACAAAAGGUUGUCUGUAAAUAAAAACAGUGAACAAAAAGAGUUCAGAUGCCCACAAAAAUUCUAUAGGUCUAUAUUUUUUUAGCCAUGAAAUUCAGAACCACCUGUUAAUGGUCAACCACAGCCACCAGAGGAAACUGUAUCCCCAUUUUACUAGAAUAUGUAAUAUCUGCGAAGUCAGCUUGCUCUGCUUUGCGAUUGUCAUUGCUGUUUGUUUUUGUUUAUUUUUUGUUUAUCACCUUUUUCACUGAACUCAUCUGAUUAAUUCCACCCAACUUUAACUCUGUGAGUGUGUGUGUGUGUGUGUGUGUGUGUGUGUGUGUGUGAGUGCACCUGACAUUAAAUCCUGAAGUGGAUGACUAUUUUGUGAAAUAAUCACAAAACAACAAAUGGUUGACAGACGAGGACAAUAUUUGCGCUCAUCGGCAGACUUUGCUCUCAAUUGGAGGCACAUUAGGAUUUUUGAUAAUCAUGUCAUGAGAGUCACGACCCGCUGAGAGCUGCUGAACGACAUGCCGCUGUAACUCUGCGUGCUCCUCUGUAACUACUGUCAUUUUGAUUACAUUUUAAAGUAAUAAAGUUGUUUAAACAAGG